UAGGCGCGUUUGUUGAUUUCGAUUCGAUUUUAAGAGAACGAUGCCACCGACUCCGAGUGGAAAAGCAGUAAAAAAAGCCGGAAAGGCUCAAAAAGCUGUUCGUGCCGGCGACAAGAAGAAAAAAAGAAAGAGAAGGAAAGAAAGUUUCAGUAUUUAUAUCUACAAAGUGUUAAAACAAGUUCAUCCCGAUACAGGCGUUUCGAGUAAAGCUAUGUCAAUCAUGAACAGUUUUGUUAAUGAUAUUUUCGAACGAAUCGCUGCAGAAUCAUCACGUUUGGCUCAUUACAACAAAAGAUCCACUAUCACAAGUCGAGAAAUCCAAACGGCUGUGCGCCUUCUUCUACCAGGGGAACUGGCCAAACACGCUGUAUCCGAAGGGACUAAAGCAGUUACUAAGUAUACCAGUUCCAAAUAAUCGAUUCGGAUUUAAAGUCUUUACUCAGACAAAAGUUUGUUGACGUUAGUUUGUUUUGGAUUCUUGGAUUCAAAAACUUGUGUGUGGACAAAAUGAACUGUUGAGUGUAAAGGCUUUUUAUUUAUUUAUUUAUUUUUAGUUGUCUUAACUUUUUAACUAAAAAACGACGAUUUGUAAGUAGUCAGAGAAAUGUUACAUUAAAUUUGCAUGAUAAAAUUUUCAUGGUAAUUUUGCAGUUGUAAUGUUUAGUGUUUCUAUAGUGUUUGUCGUUAGCACAGUAUCAAAUUCUCAAUUCUUUCCUUAUUUUCUUUUUAAGCAAAAGUGCAUCGUCAAAUGAGAACAAAAAUACUCUUUGUACUCAAUUUUGUUGUAAUAUGAA
Centruroides sculpturatus (bark scorpion) is the source of this 794-nucleotide messenger RNA. RefSeq names its product histone H2B-like. The transcript has a single exon. Gene Ontology annotation, molecular function: protein heterodimerization activity; DNA binding; structural constituent of chromatin. NCBI's taxonomy places the organism in Eukaryota, Metazoa, Arthropoda, Arachnida, Scorpiones, Buthidae. The record is from RefSeq and is a predicted model, not a curated record. Gene Ontology annotation, cellular component: nucleosome. Bases 41 to 415 code for a protein of 124 amino acids.